GAGUCUGUCAUGCUGCUGCCAGGCCCCUAAUCUGCCAUGGGCCCCUAUAUACCGCCUCCUCAUGCUGCUGCCAAGUCCAGAGUCUGUCAUGGGUCCCUGUACGGCCUCCCAUUGCUGCUGUCUCCAUCGCCACACUCUGCUGCCAUGUGCCACUUUCAGGUCUCUUCACACUGCUGGUGUGUUAAAUUUUUUGACAUAGGGUGCAGGCAGAUUACGGGCCUCACAUAGCUGCUGCCAGGCCCCUAAAUCUGCCAUGGGCCCCUAUAUACCGCCUCCUCAUGCAUGCUGCUGCCAAGUCCAGAGUCUGUCAUGGUCCCUGUACCUCCCAUUGCUGCUGUCU
Messenger RNA from Staurois parvus, 340 nucleotides. NCBI's taxonomy places the organism in Eukaryota, Metazoa, Chordata, Amphibia, Anura, Ranidae. The record is from the annotation of a GenBank genome assembly.